CAAGGAUUCAUUUCUUCAAGCAUUUGCAUCAGUGAGCUCAGUCCGCAACGAUCCACAAUGCAUGUUUGUCAGUGUCAUUUCUGUGCAACAGCUUGUCCUUGAGCUAUUGAGUUUGCAGAUAUGCAGGUGUUUGCGAUGAUGGAGCUAGUGUUGCUUAUGACAAAUCUGAUGUUGGCAACGGGUCGCAGCUGCUUCAUUCCAGAGCUCUCUGGUGCAUCCUCGGAGACAUUCAAGGACGUGCACAGAGCUCAAUGUGAUGCGAUCGCUGAGCAUGUCUUCAUUGAGCAGAUGCUUGUUUCAUCAAGCUCAGCCAGCGCCCAAAAACGCAGCCCCUCUCAUGUGGGUGCUUGUGUAGACCGCGCUUGUGAGGCUGCUGAAAUUCCUGGAUUGAUACCCUAUCUUGAAGGUCAUUUCUCAAAAGGCUGCCGAGACGGGCAUCCAACGACCCGACAUGCUUGGCCAGCAGAAGAUGAGCUGAAAGUUGACGGGUACUUCGAGUGGAUGGAGCGACUUGACAAGGAGGCGGUCUCGUGGAUAGAGAUGAUUUCCUGGGAGUCCAUCUAUGAAUGCCCAGCCGCCAGCUGCGCAAUAUUGGCAACGCACAGCCUUCAUCACCAAGCCAGAGAUUCGAAGGAAGUGUUUCUGUCAAUUUUUGGCGUCAAAAAUUUUGACUUGGAGGAUUCCAAACUCUUUUUGCUUGAUGUGGCCCAGCGCAUGCAAUUUUGCUAUGAUGAGAUUCUGAGCAACGCCCACCAGCAGGAUUUGUUUGUCAAGCUGGGCCUCAUUGUUGCAGUGUUGGAGCUUGCAUUGGCCCGGUUGCGAUCAUGGGCACACGAGAUCCAGCCCAGAAAUCCUCACCACGAGGAAGGACGGCUUGUGUGGCAUGACCACUACAGCGGUUUGUACCCUCCAGUGAAUUACGCUGAGCAAUUUGAUUUGCAAUGGCGCUUGGCCCUUGAGCAACCAGGCAGUGAUUUUGGUCAAGAGUCCAGUGUCAGACUGGACAACUGCUCAAUGAACGAUAUGAUUGCGUCCACCUUCGGACGGCAAAACUUUCUUUAUUGCAAUGAGUCUGCUCGUGAAGUGCAUGAGAGCUUGGAGCGGGGCAUCUCGCAGCAAAAUAUUGUCACAUUGGAUAUCUCUCGCUUCAUGGGCGCAACUGCCCUUGAUGUGGGCUGCGGCUUCGGUCGGUGGACUGCCAUGCUGCAGCACAUUGGUGCCAAAGUCACUUCAGUUGAUGCGUCGCCACAUGCUGUCAUAUCCACGCGGCGCUUCAACCCAGACACUCACCAGAUGACGCUCUUUGAGCUUCCUACCCUGGAGAAUUUUGAGGCAGGCUUCGACACGGUGAUUUGCUGGGGUGUGCUUCACCACACCCAUGACCCAUACAAAGGUUUCAAGAUCGUGGCUUCUGCCCUUCGAGAAGGUGGUUUUCUAUUUAUACAGGUGUACAAUGACCGGGCGAAGGCAGGCUUUCACUACACGCAAUCUUUCCGGACACGCUUUCACCAGCUCAAAACCAUUGAUGAGAAGGUCCACUUCCUCAGGAAGACUCAUAGAGCCGCUGGUGCAGAUGUUUUUGACCACCUUGAUGGCAUGAUGACGUUCUACAACUGGGUGGUUCACGAGCAGACCGUCAGGACAUGGUUCCUGAACAAUGGUUUUGCGGACUAUUGGAAGGUGUGGAACUACAAAUACCUCGGGAGGAAACGGGCGGUGUUGGAUCCAGUACGUGACGACUUCGGCGUUCUGUUGACCGACAAUAUUGGUGAAUCUGUGGAAGAAGGCAGGAAUUACCCCAUUGUCGGCUAGUGCAGCACGAAGCUUCUUGCAGCAACUGAAGAAGCUUGUGCGGCAGUAAUUAUUGGACUUCGCAAGGAAACCACCUAUCUAUCAAUCAUUAGACAAUGAUGGAAAUAGGAUCAAUUGCCCAUGACUGCAAAAAGUGCAGAUUUGGAUCCAGAGCCAGAUCAAGUUGGUUUCCACCCAGCAAUUGUUGAGGAGCUGACAUUGUGCUCGUGUGUUGCUAUAUACUUAUGGAUUUACAUUGAAGUCAGGAAGCUGGUCAUGGCAAUAAUCAAUAAUCAUCAUCAUACCAGGCAAGGGAUGACCACAACAGACACAUAUUUCACACAAGGUCUUUUUGCAGAUGAACAUGUAACUUGUAACAUUAUACAAGGUUAGGAGCCCAAACCCACCAAGGAAGCCACGUAGCUACGACCACCUGGGGUCAAAGAAGACUCGGGGUGAAAGACGUUUGGUUUUAGGCCGAAAGUUAGCGAGCAUGAAACGCCAUAGAGAUUCAGAGCUGUGCCCAACAGAGAAGUCCAUGGCAUUGUGAGCUGGUGGACGCGCAUGGCAGUGGUUCACUGACUAUCUGGGUUUUAUUCCAGGAAAGAGUGGAUAUUGGAUCGAGAAUGGCGAUUCAGAUGUAGGCGGAGCAGCAUCAGCUUCAGAUGCCCAUCCAAUCCACCAUGGUUUUUGAGGCGCUGGAGGUGAAAUGAUGGGCGGGAGUGGCGGAUCACAGACCAAUUGGGUUUCAUGAAGAAGCAACCAUGACUCAAUUUUGAUGCAGAUCAAGCCAAAGCGAUUCUAUAGAGAGCCCUUGGCUUUCAAUAAGGUGAGAGCAUUUCAUGUGUUUGCUUCAUGUGGGUAUUCUGUCAAAAUUUUUACAGUGCCUGUUCUUUUCUAACAGUGUUAUUUUUCAGAAAACACUGAUAGACUGAUAGUUGCUGCUGUCGACAUUCAUGAACCACUCGGACCACUCCCAGACCACUCAAACCAUACAUGACACCGUGGCACACCACGUGUUCCAAAUUGAUGGGUUUUGAUGGUUUUUGGUGAAGGCUCUAAAGCUGGGCCUUUCUUCAUCCGAGGCUGUCGAAGGGCCCCAAGGUGCAGAGCGUCCUGGUCGACUUUGUGAAGAAACAAUGUGCUGCUAACCAGGUAUGAAGGUCAGUCAGGUGAGAAAUGGUCGAGCGCUUGUUGGAUUUUUCUGAACUUCAAGAUGGCCGGAGGGGUUCUCAGGAACAAGACACAAAUGAGAGCCCUGAGCCCUGACUGGCUAUAAAAUGAUGUUGAAUGUGCGAGCUAGACUCAGAUGCUUUUUGCCGAUUGCUGUUGUUUGUCAUACGGGGUAAACAAUGGUAAACAAGUACACUCACUUUGCGCGAAGUGGACAUCCAGUUCCUGCAACUAAACCUAGACACAGCUUGCAAGCAAAACGCGUUGUGGCUGCGAAGUGUACACAUGCGCUGUGCACUUGCUGCAAUCACUAUUUGCAUACCAUGAAGUUCUUGCUACAAAGGCACAUGGAAGAAGUGUCGC
Messenger RNA from Durusdinium trenchii, 3327 nucleotides. Lineage: Eukaryota; Dinophyceae; Suessiales; Symbiodiniaceae. The record is from the annotation of a GenBank genome assembly.